Molecule: messenger RNA, 228 nt
Organism: Iphiclides podalirius (scarce swallowtail)
Lineage: Eukaryota; Metazoa; Arthropoda; Insecta; Lepidoptera; Papilionidae
Source: the annotation of a GenBank genome assembly
AUGAGCGGCGCGGGCGAGCGGGCGCUGCGGGCGGCGUGGGGCGAGGGGGGCGUAGGGCCUCGCGGGGCGAGCGGCGCGGGCGGAGGGGGCAGGGUGCCGCGAAGCAGCCUGCUGCCCGCGCGGCCGGUGCGUGCGUGCCGCAGCGGAGCGCCGCGGACGCUAAGCUCUCGUGCACGUGUUUCCGAAAUAGCGCUAACAAUUAACUGCCGCAGAUGGCGGGGCCCCGGA